This is a messenger RNA of Pistacia vera, 1351 nucleotides long. RefSeq names its product ranBP2-type zinc finger protein At1g67325. The transcript is spliced from 10 exons. The coding region runs from base 144 to 1004 and encodes 286 amino acids. The record is from RefSeq and is a predicted model, not a curated record. NCBI's taxonomy places the organism in Eukaryota, Viridiplantae, Streptophyta, Magnoliopsida, Sapindales, Anacardiaceae.
CUUUAAUCGCGCCUCACUUUUUAGCGUGUCAGUUCACUGCAUGUCUUCAUUCGAUUAUAGACCGUAACACAAUUCCUCUCUCUCUCUCUCUCUCUUCCUAAAACAGGGAAGCUCUUGUCGUUGCUCACCACCUCCCCGCCGCUAUGUCUCAGGUUGAUAACAGAAAUUCCUCGGCUGCCAAGCGGGCUAGAACUGAUGGUAGUCGUAGGGAGGACGAUUGGACCUGCCCAAGCUGUGGCAAUGUCAACUUUUCAUUUAGGAUGACUUGCAAUAUGCGUAAUUGUACCCAACCCCGACCAGCUGAUCAUAGCUCGAAAUCUGCUGCAAAGCCUAUGCAAGCUCCACAGAAUUACUCAUCUUCAGCUCCUUAUGUUGGCUCUGGUGCACCCUCUUCAAUGUAUCUGGGCAUGCCCCCUUAUGGUUCUUCCCUUUUCAAUGGUUCAUCUAUUCCUCCUUAUGAUGUUCCAUUUUCUGGGGGCUCAGCUUAUCAUUACAACUAUGGCAGUCGCCUUUCUGCUGGAAGUCCUUAUAGACCACUGCAUAUGUCUGGACCAGCUCCUUAUUCUGGUGGAUCAAUGAUGGGAAAUGGUGGAAUGUACGGUAUGCCACCACCAUUGAUGGACCGAUAUGGCUUGGGUCUGCCAAUGGGCCCUGCUGCAAUGGGGCCAAGACCAGGGUUUUUUCCAGAUGAUAAAUCUCAGAAAAAAGGUGCAGAUGCUACACGUGAUAAUGAUUGGACUUGCCCAAAAUGUGGAAAUAUAAAUUUUUCAUUUAGGACAGUUUGUAACAUGAGGAAAUGCAAUACGCCAAAGCCUGGUUCCCAGACUGCAAAAUCUGAUAAAAAUUCAAAGCAAAAGAUGCCCGAGGGCAGCUGGAAGUGUGAGAAAUGUAACAACAUAAACUAUCCAUUUAGGACAAAGUGCAAUAGACAGAAUUGUGGGGCUGACAAACCAGCUGAAUCAAAGAAAUCCCUUUCACCGACGCCCGAAGAAAAUGAUCAGUGAGUACUAGGACAUGUUUGAGGGUUGAGAAGGUCCAGGGUUGUCAUCCAGAAUUGCUCAAUAUGGGUGUCUGAAAGUCAGUUGUGUCGUCCUCAUGUUGCAGCGGUUGUCAAGUUACUCUACCUUCUCAUCAUUCGUGUCAAGUUGUUGUAUUAAAUGCGGUGGCAUUUGUGGUCUUUAUGGAUCCUUUGAUACGUAUGUGUCAGCUAGCUUGGUCUGGCAAAGAUUUUACAGGUUGGUUCUGGUUCCUAUUAGUUAGGCUUUGUACUUUUUGGAAAUCAACUCAUCUGUUCUAGUGCUACCCCUAAAUUUUAGAUAUGUUACCAGCUGCUAAAAGAUUCUGGUUUGCA